CAACCCCGGAGGAGCGAGUGUGUUCUGGUUCCGCACCUUGGGUAUACGUGCGGAUUAACGGAGCAACGCCGGUUUCUUCGGAUCAAAGUUGCCAGAGUAAGCAACGGAGUACUCCAAGGUUACAGCAAGACUCGGAUCAUUGGAUGUGCUCACUUCUUGUGGAAUUCUUUGACACCGGAGAUGUUCAAGGUUUUCGCCGAAUUUUAGUUUUCACAUUUCAUUGAAAAACAUAGGCAUUUUAGGGGCCAGCAUUCGAGUUGAAGACAAUACAGUCAUAUACGAAUUCGUUCCUUUCCGUGCAACAUUUGAAACCGUUGCGAAAACUGGUAAAACCUUUUUUAUCAUCAGUUUAAUCGAGCAGAUCCUACGUUUUGGUUUCCGCGACAUUCGUGUGGGCGACAGUAUAAGGAACCGCAUGCCAUAAAACCGCUUUGCCGCCCUUUUCGCGACGUCUGCUAAGUUUGCAGGCUGCCAGCAGCUUCCACCGGAAGUUGUCGAUUUCUUGGCAAAGAUUUGAAUUUUUCGCUUGGUAUAUUGAACUGCAGGUGUUGUUGGUUUCACCUUGAAGCCUGGGUAGUUUACUCGAACAAACAUUCGCUGCAUGAAGCAGAAAAGCGUUCUAUCGUCGUAUGGUUCCCAUUCUGGUAGCAAGAUCGACUUUCACCGUUCACUUCACACUUGCUGGGCAACCCCGUAGCCAGGAAAUCAGUGGUUCCAAUUGUUUAGAAUAUAUCGAAUCAGCGUUUAAAUAGUGAGGACGAGAUUUUGUAAUUAUUUCACUACACUUGUUCCUGCGGGAAUAUAUAGUGAGGUCUUAAUCUUGACUGUUUAUAAGAUAUUUGCCUAGGCUAGGAAAGGGUCUCCGAUUUGGAGUGGAGUAUUUAUCCCUUCCCCGGCCAGCUACCUUUCGAAGAUGUCCAGUAACAUUUCGCAGGCCGAAGACGAACUGAUCUGCGGGAUCUGUCACCGCGCCUUCGACGACCCUCGUCUGCUGCCAUGUCUUCACACAUUUUGUGCAAAAUGUAUCGAGGAGGUGGACCCGUAUGCGAUGGGAGAGCGGAGCUUUCAGACCCCCCUUUCCUCGCAGAGCACUGGCUAUUCGAGCCAAAGACUCUCCGCAGAGAUCUCCUUGCAGCCUGUCACAAUCUUGUGCCCGAAGUGCGACACAGAGGUGACCAUCCCGCGCCGCACUGAGCUUCUCCCCGUGAAUCAUUUGAUCAGGAAUAAGUUGUUCCUUCAGAACUUGAGCAGCCCAAAGGCAAGCAUUCAUUGCGAUCUGUGCACAGGGAAUCAAGAGGCGAUUACACGGUGUUCAAUCUGCCAUGAGAAUUUAUGCGAUAUUUGCACCAAGGCUCACAAACGCCAGCGACGCACUUCCAGCCAUGCCAUUUUGACGCUGAAGGACAUCCGACGUUUGAAACCGACCAAUCAGAUUAAAAGACAUAUCAUGUGCCCGUUCCAUGAUGACGAAAUGAAACUGUAUUGUGAGACCUGCGACAGACUCGCAUGCAGAGAUUGUCUUCUGGUGGACCACAAAGACCACAGGUACGGCUUCACCAACGAAGUUAUGAAUGACCAACUCAAACAGCUCAAAGAAAACCUAGAAAGGCUGAAACCUUUCAAAGACACAGUUAAAACGUCAUUGCGCAAUGUCCAAACGAUGCGCGAAAAAAUAGAUCGGCGUGCAGACGUCUUAGAAAAAGAGGUGAAUCAGUUUAUUGACGCCUACGUCAAGGCAUUGGAGAAAUAUAGGACCAAGAUUGUUGGGAGAAUUGAAACGAUUUGUAACAAAAAGGUGAAGGCUUUGAAACUGCAGAAAAUUCAACUUGAACAGAAUUUAGAUGACAUCUUCCACACCUGUCGGUUCACAGAGGAAUUGCUGGCGGAAGGCUCGGCUGUCGAGGUUUUGCAUUGCAAAAAAGAUGUGCAGGCACGUCUAAACGAGCUGGUGUCCAAGCCCUACGCCUCGGAGCCGAAAGCUGACGAUUUCGUCGAAUUCUGUCCAAGUGAGAGGGGAGAGGUGAUCAACGGGUACAAACUUUACGGAGCGAUAUCUUCCAAAUGUGUGGACGCGGUCCGUUCAACAAUUACAGGGGAAGGUCUGCACACACCAAGAGAAGGCCACAAGACGGAACUUAUCCUCCUCACCAAAGAUCAGGAAGGCCAGCCAAUGGGGAAGGGAGGAGCGGACAUCAGUGCCAAGAUGGCCGCCAAGGAUAAUGCAGAGGUAAUCAUCCCAGUUCAUAUCAGAGACAGAAGAGACGGCAACUAUGUGAUAAGCUACACUCCAGACAGACCAGGACAGUUCUCACUCAACAUUACCAUUAAAGGAAAACCAAUCAAGGAUGCUCCUUUCAACGUGGCCGUGAAAGCAAGAUGGCGUAAACAUACGGGUACUUUCCACUGUUGUACCUUCUGCUCGAGUGGAGGACGAAAAGAUGUCGUCUGCGGAUGUGGCUCAGUCAUGCCUGGAGGUUUCCAAGGGUGUGGUCACGGACAUUCCGGGCACCCAGGCCGCCAACACUGGUCUUGCUGCGGGAAACUCUCCAAGAACUCGGAGUGCUCAAAGCCUUACCACGGUGUCGUGCAACAGUUUACCUUAUAGCAAUUACAGAACCUGGGGGGUCCCGGGGAAAAACUAUCCCGGCCAAGUUCCCAGGAAACCACAACAACAUUAACCGAAUCUCUGGAUGAGGUUGCUAUGAGCGGGCAAGGGACAUGGCGACGAGAAUGUUACGUGUACGGUGAUGAAGAUGAGGCCUGCGCCUUUGGGACAGGAUCUCGAUCGAAAAAGUGUUCCGAUGGAGAUGCAGCUGCUGUUUCAAAGGAGACAAGGUGCAGACGAGAUGAGAGGCGGGUAAGACGGAGGACAACAACGGUCACAACCACCGAAAGGAGGAAUGACCGACUGCAGGCUCGUGGAGGCUGCAAAAUCAAAUCAUUGCAAUAUUUUGUUUGAGCGCAUCCAUCUCUUCAUCAUGUCACAGACCAAAAGGUAGUCGUGAUCAUCAUCGUCCAUGAUCAAACUGGUGGUGAGGGUAUGGACAAACUGGCAUGUGCGCGUGAUGACAACGCGAUUGUGACUUCAACUUUCGUCGCGCAAUAACUGGAUAUCUUUAAAGAAUGAGUAAAUUUUACGUCGUUGCCUAACAUACAUUUACACAGGACGCACAGCAAUAGGUGUCUUACAACACUGCAGCUUCACUUAGUUUCAAUUCUAAAUGAUGACAUAUUCUAAAGUUCGAUAAGCACAUGUAUAUUGUAGGCCUACAUCGCAUUGGCUUGAAAUAUCAAACACUUUUCUUUU
Messenger RNA from Lineus longissimus, 3307 nucleotides. RefSeq names its product E3 ubiquitin-protein ligase TRIM45-like. Gene Ontology annotation, molecular function: zinc ion binding; ubiquitin protein ligase activity; protein binding. The transcript has 6 exons. NCBI's taxonomy places the organism in Eukaryota, Metazoa, Nemertea, Pilidiophora, Heteronemertea, Lineidae. Bases 914 to 2605 code for a protein of 563 amino acids. The record is from RefSeq and is a predicted model, not a curated record.